GGGACCUGCCCCAGCUCCUGGCAGCCUCUGAGCCCUGCCUGGUGCCCCCGCCCGGCUGUUUCUGCCUAGCCCGGGGCGGGUAAAUCUGCCAAGCCCUGGCGUAACGCGCCCCUAGCUGUAAGGGCGGCAUAAUGCACCACCGAGGCGGUCCUGGCAGCUGCAGCUGCUCAGGGCAGCACCCACAGACCCCAUUGUGCAUGUAGCGCUCCCCACUGCCUCUCUGCAAUAAACACUGCUAGUGCUCUGGCCUGCCGCAGCAUAGCACCUGGGUGCCUCCCUGUCACUUACGGAGUAUGUGCUGGAAACGCACCUGUGAGUUCAAACCCAUUUUCUUGGGUACAGCACAUCCCCGAAGUGAGUUGGCCCAGUACCGGCGUGUGGUGAACAGCCAGAAGUGCGUGCGUGCUGGUGGAAAGCACAAUGAUUUGGAUGACGUGGGCCUAGAUGUUUACCAUCACACCUUCUUUGAGAUGCUGGGAAACUGGUCCUUUGGGGAUUAUUUUAAAGAGGAAGCAUGUGGCAUGGCAUGGGAGCUCCUAACACAGAUCUAUGAGAUCCCAAAAGACCGUCUCUACAUCACCUAUUUUGGAGGAGACUCUUCACUGGGGCUGAGCCCAGAUGAAGAGAGCAAGGACAUAUGGCUCAGCCUAGGGGUGCCUCCCAGUCAUGUGCUGCCUUUCCCACUGAGGGAAAACUUCUGGGAGAUGGGUGAGACUGGCCCUUGCGGCCCCUGCACCGAGAUCCACUACGACCAUGUAGGUGGCGGCAGGGACGCAGCAGCACUGGUGAACCAGGACAGCCCUGAUGUGGUGGAGAUCUGGAACUUGGUCUUCAUGCAGUACAGCAGAGAGGCUGAUGGGAGUCUCCGUCCAUUGCCCCAGCACCACGUGGACACGGGGAUGGGCCUAGAAAGGUUGGUGACAGUUCUGCAGCGCAAGCGCUCCAACUACGACACAGACCUCUUCACCCCCAUCCUGGAUGCCAUCCACCAGGGCUGCGGGGGGCCUGGGUACCAGGGCCUGAUCGGGGCGGCUGAUGUUGGAUCUGUGAACAUGGCCUACCGUGUGGUGGCGGAUCAUGUCCGCACCCUGUCUGUGUGCAUUGCUGAUGGCGUGUACCCUGGCAUGUCUGGAGCCGAGCUGGUGCUGCGCCGCAUCCUGCGCAGGGCUGUCCGAUUUUGCUCUGAAGUUCUUCAUGCUCCGCCUGGGUUCCUGGCCAGCUUGGUUCCUAUCGUUGUAGAAGUUCUGGGAGAUGCCUAUCCAGAGCUGAGGAAGAACGCAGACCAGAUUAUGAAUGUCAUCAGUGAGAACGAGGCUGCAUUUCUCACCUCCCUUCUGCGGGGGCGGCGCAUCAUAGACAGGACUCUGCAGCAGAUGGGUCCCGCCAACCUUUUCCCAGCGAAGGUGGCAUGGUCGCUGUAUGGAAACCUGGGGUUUCCCCUAGAUUUGAUUGGCUUGAUGAUUGAAGAAAAGGGAAUCCAGCUGGACUGGGCAGCUUUGGACCAGCUAGCCCAAGAAGAUGCUGAGCGGAAAGCUCAGACCCACCAGGCAGAACAACUGGAGAGCUCUUGUGUGCAGCUGGAUGUGCAUUCGCUGGCUCAGCUGCAGAAGGAUGGUGUGCCUGCUACUGACGACUCGCCGAAGUACGCCUAUACACUCGGGCAGGAUGGGAGAUAUGUGUUUAGCCCGUGCCAGGCCACCAUCUUGAUGCUGUACAAAGAUCAGUCUCUUCAGAAGGAGGUUGGGGCAGGCCAGCGCUGCGGUGUCCUCCUGGACAGGACCAGCUUCUAUGCAGAGCAGGGAGGCCAAGCACAUGAUCGGGGCUACCUCGUGCGCCUGGGGCAACAGGACAUGCUCUUCCCAGUGGAGUCAGUUCAGCUCUCUGGUGGCUACGUGAUCCAUGAGGUCACGGCAACCGCGACCCUGCGGGCUGGGGACCAAGUGCAACUCUUUGUAGAUGAGGCGCAGCGGCUGGCCUGCAUGGUGAACCACACUGCCACCCAUCUGCUGAGCUUUGCGCUCCGCCGCGUCCUGGGAGACCAGACAGAACAGCGAGGGUCACACGUGACUGCUGAGCAGCUGCGAUUUGACUUCAGUACCAAGGCCCCUGUGACCAUGCAGCAGCUGCAGGAAAUAGAAGGUGUGAUCCAGGAAGUGGUUGCCCAGAAUGAAAGUGUCUAUAUGGCAGAGGCCCCCCUGGCACUGGCAAGUGGCAUUCAGGGACUCCGGACCAUGGAUGAGGUGUAUCCGGAUCCAGUGAGGGUGGUGUCCGUGGGGGUGCCGCUGGAGAGGGUGCUGACCCCCAACUCUCAGGCUGCAAUGCAGACUUCUGUGGAGCUGUGCUGUGGGACGCACUUACUGCAGACUGGAGCCGUGCAGGAUCUGACCAUCAUCUCCGAGCGUCAGCUGGUUAAAGGGAUCAGUCGCAUCAUCGCAGUCACUGGGGAGCAAGCCAGGCAGGCACGGGAAGUAGGUCAGGCCUUGGCUAAAGAAGUGGACUCGCUCUCUGUGCGAGUGAAACAGGGAAGUGCUUUUCUCCCCGAGGUGCAGAGCCUCUCCAAGGAGGUGGGACGCCUGACGGAGGAGGUGGGCAGCACUGCAAUGCCCCAGUGGCAGAGACGGGAACUGCAGGCCACUCUCAAAGCUCUGCAGCGAGCAGCAAACACCGCCAUCAGAAAACUAGAAAUCAGUCAGGCUGCGGAGAAAGCACAAGGCCUGCUGUCAAAGCACUCCAAGAGGCCCAUCAUCGUCGAUACCAUCCCAGCUGACUCGCUCUCCAUCCUGAUGAAGGUGGUGAACCAGCUCAGUGACAAGUCUCCUGGGGCGUCAGUGUUGCUGCUGAGCCCACAGGCAUCCGGCGAGGUGCUCUGUGCCUGUCAGGUGCCCAAGAGUGCCCUGCCCACGUUUUCUGCUGCGGACUGGGCCCUGGCUGUCUGUACUCACAUGGGAGGCAAUGCCGGGGGCUCUGGCAUUGUAGCCAAAGGUACUGGGAACACCAAGGACCUUCAGGGGGCUCUGACUGCUGCACUGGAGUUUGCCCGGAGUAGACUCUGAAGUCUUGUUUUGUGGGGUCAGCUAGAGCCUCACAUCUCAGGGACGUGGACAGACUAUCCCUUGGCUGCGCCCCACUUCAGCUUCCAACGAGCUCUGUCUUGGGUAGCUGAGCAGCUCCCGCUGCUGAGCGCAGCCGCCGAGCACCGUGAAUCAGGGAUACCUGGCUUCCUGCCCCCAGGAGUCAACAUAGGAAUAGGGGUCAGAGUCGGGCCCACCAUCCUACCCCAAAGGAGGGAAUGGAGGAGGCAGCUGAGUCAGUGCAUUUGGCCAUCUAGACUGGAUGCCUGGGGAUUGUCACAGAAGGAGCCAGAUUCCCCACCGGCUCUUCUGUCUGUGGGAGGUUAUGGCUGCUAGAGCGGUGGCCCUGCUCCUGAGCUGUGUCUGGGAGAAACCCCCAUGCAGGAAGCUCUGUGGGGGAGGAGGGGAGCUGUGCAAUGGUAUUCUGAAGCUAAUAAAGAACUGAGAUUGGCUGAGCUGCUAAUACCUUUUUCUGAUUGGCUGCAGUUUCCUUCCAGUGCAGCAAGGCCACAUGGGUGUUCUGUCCCUGCAAACUGCCCUCAGCAGCUGCUUUAACUCUCUUCUCGCAGCCGUACUGGUUAUCUUCAAAGUGCUGUUCAAGGACAGAGCAGCCCUCUUCCCCUCUCCCCACCUGUAUUGUAAUAGCACGGUCCCCACCUUACAAGCAGAGCAGAAACUAAAAUGGGCAAGUCCUCUAGCUCACAGUGCUCAGAGCUUCUGCAGGGCUUAGGGCAGUGUCCGUUUCCAGGUGAUGGGGUUUGGAAUUCAUCCUGCAACCCCAGAGAUAUGAAUGGCAAGAAUGUGUUCUGGUUAUUCGGCCUGUUUGCUUUGUGCCAUCCCAUUAUUCCUGCUCCUCCUCUUCACCACUCUUCAAAUACUUCCCUUUUCAGAGCUGGUCUCUGUUCCUCUGGUUUGUCAUGUUCAGCCCUGCCCCUUAUUCACAUGCCAACGGCAAACUUGGCCGUGGUGGGAUAUCUAAGAGAGCAUUAGGAACAUGUUUCACAGACACCCUGGGCAGCAAACACUGUUGCAUUGAUGCUGAUGUCAUGGCUGUGCAAACAUAGAAUUAACCUAUGAAACUCCCUGAAGCAGGAGAAAGCAAAGCCCAGACUGCGCUGGCCUUAAAAAGGAUUAGUUAAUUUUUAUGAGCACUAAGAGCGUAUACAGUCAAACUCAAAUAACCUGGGCAAUUUAAACCUCAUUAUUAUGUGUAUUACAGCUCCAAGGCUGUGUCAAUUGAAAGUGAAAAUACUCCCUGCCCACAAGACCUUGCCAAACUUGGCUCAUGCUAAGAUGCAGUGGGUGAGGGGAGAGGAGGACUGGCAAGGUGGGUGCCAUAAGCAGUAGAGGUCGCUCAUCACCUGCCUGGUCAUUAUCAGCUGCUAAAGUUUGGUAGGCAUCACAGCAGUGUUGCGUUUGAAGGAUGAGGGGGCAGAGGCAUGGAUUUGGGGGGGAGUUUUGCUCAUAUAUAAAGGGUUGGGCCAGCACUUAGGUUGUUUGGGCCAGCACAAGGGUACUUUGCUGUGCAAUGCUGAGUGUCACUGCGCCUACGUCCUUAAAAUCAUAGGGACACACAAUGAGUCAAAGCCUGACUUCAGCCCCUUCCCUCCGUGCACAGUGCAGGGCUGAGACAGGCACUUCAGAGUGCAGCAUGCUUGGCAGAGAGGUGCCUAAGGUAGCCCAUGACCCCUGCAGCCAUCCGCUUUGAGCAGCUUGCAGUACAGCAGGUAAGGAGCCAGCCCGAGGCCAGGAGCUGCCUAAGGUAAGCACCUCACAGUCAGAGCCAGCACCUGACACCCCACCCUCU
Messenger RNA from Pelodiscus sinensis (Chinese soft-shelled turtle), 4878 nucleotides. It is a transcript of the gene AARS2, whose product is annotated as alanyl-tRNA synthetase 2, mitochondrial. Gene Ontology annotation, cellular component: mitochondrion; cytoplasm. Gene Ontology annotation, biological process: alanyl-tRNA aminoacylation. Gene Ontology annotation, molecular function: alanine-tRNA ligase activity; ATP binding; nucleic acid binding. The record is from RefSeq and is a predicted model, not a curated record. NCBI's taxonomy places the organism in Eukaryota, Metazoa, Chordata, Testudines, Trionychidae.